Empidonax traillii (willow flycatcher) is the source of this 3220-nucleotide messenger RNA. Its product is annotated as cytochrome P450 2K1-like. Gene Ontology annotation, cellular component: cytoplasm; intracellular membrane-bounded organelle. The record is from RefSeq and is a predicted model, not a curated record. Gene Ontology annotation, biological process: xenobiotic metabolic process. The transcript has 9 exons. Gene Ontology annotation, molecular function: iron ion binding; heme binding; oxidoreductase activity, acting on paired donors, with incorporation or reduction of molecular oxygen, reduced flavin or flavoprotein as one donor, and incorporation of one atom of oxygen. The coding region runs from base 162 to 1667 and encodes 501 amino acids. Lineage: Eukaryota; Metazoa; Chordata; Aves; Passeriformes; Tyrannidae.
UUCGUCAGCAUAAUGAAGUACAUCUGGUCUAAAUGGAUGUUAACAAGACCACAGAGUCCUUUUCUCUGCACAAAGCUGCUUCCCCAGAAGGUGUGUUCAGGAAAUGACAGAAGGGCUAUAAAGGGACCCCAAGACGCUCAUGCCCACACUUGGAUUUGGACAUGGCCAUGCAGAGUUUCCUGCAGUACUUGGGCUCCAGCUCGCUGCUCUGUUUGGCAGCAGGGCUGUUUGCUCUCCUUUACUUUCUCACCAGCUCGAAGAAGUCAGCUUGCAGUUUGCCUCCUGGGCCACGGCCUCUUCCUCUGAUCGGAAACUUGAACGUGGUGGACCUGAAAAAGCCAUUCCAGUCGCUGACAGAGCUAUCCAAGACAUAUGGCAACGUCUUCACUGUGCAUUUUGGACCCAGGAAAGUCGUGGUACUGGCUGGAUAUGAAACCAUCAAGGACGCCCUUUUAAAUCAUGCUGAAGAAUUUGGAGAGAGGGCAGAAAUACCCAUAUUUAGGAAAAUGACGCAAGGAAAUGGUAUAGCAUUCAGCCAUGGAGAGCUAUGGAAAACUAUGAGAAGGUUUACCUUGUCCACACUGCGAGAUUUUGGAAUGGGAAAGAGAACCCUUGAGAUCCGAAUCCUGGAGGAAGUAAAUUCCCUUAUCAAAUAUUUUGAAUCCUAUCAUGGGAAACCAUUUGAUACGAAAAUGAUACUCAACAAUGCUGUAUCCAAUGUCAUCUGCUCGAUAUUGUUUGGAGAGAGGUUUGAAUAUGAUGAUCCUGUAUUUCUAACUUUGCUGGGGAUGAUAAAUCAAAAUACUAAGCUGUUGGGCUCCCCUAUGGUGCUGUUAUAUAAUUUCUACCCAUCCCUUGGAUUUCUCUCUGGAGCUUCCAAGACUGUGCUACAAAAUAUCAGUGAGUUGAAUGCUUUUCUCCAGAAGCUCUUCCAGCAACACAAAAAGGAGCUUAAUGAAAAUGACUUAACGGGCUUUGUUGAUGCCUUUCUGGUAAAGCAACAACAGGAGUCAAAGAAACCCCACACUAUGUUCGACAAUGGAAACCUGAUGUUUUCAACCCUGGACCUCUUUGCUGCUGGGACUGAAACUACAUCUACAACUGUGCGAUGGGGGCUCCUUCUGAUGAUGAAAUACCCAGAAAUUCAGAGAAAGAUUCAAGAAGAAAUGAACCGUGUCAUUGAACCAGGAGAGCUGCCUAAGUUGGAGGACCGGAAAAAAAUGCCUUAUACAGAAGCAGUGAUACAUGAAAUACAAAGGUUUGCCAAUAUUGUCCCAAUGGGUGUAUCACGAUCAACUCCCAGAGAUGUGAAUUUCCGAGGCUAUGUGAUUCCUAAGGGUACUGAGAUUAUUCCACUGCUGACCUCUGCUCUGAAUGAUGAGUUACACUGGAAAACCCCUUAUCAGUUCAACCCUUCCCAUUUCCUGGACGCCAAUGGGAACUUCAUUAGGAGAGAAGCAUUUAUUCCAUUCUCCGUAGGACGAAGGGCUUGCCUUGGUGAAGGACUGGCCAAAAUGGAGCUGUUCCUCUUUUUUGGGGGCUUGCUCCGCAAAUUUGUUUUUCGCCCCCCUCCAGGAGUGGAUAAGUCAGACCUGGAUCUCACUGCUGAUGUCGGCUUUACCUUGAACCCCAUGCCUCACCUGGUUUGUGCUGUGCCCUGUGAAUGAUCAAACAACAUGGCAGUAGAGUAGGGAACACUUCAAGCUUGAAAGCAAGUGUAGUUACAGGGGGGAAAAGAUGUCUGUACCUGCACUUCAGGGCAAGGAAGACACCAGGCACUGCAUUUUUCUCAUUCAUGCCAUUCUCUCCAACAGCUCUUGAAGUGUCUCUGAUGCAAACCCUUCAGACAGCCCUGAAUACUGCUCUUAGAAACAGUGUGAUUCAUUCCUGGAACAGCACACCAGAGAUGCUGUUUUCAGGACUGUUUGAAAGAAUGAAAUGCCCUCAGGCCUCCUCUAUAGAUGUAACCCAUUAGAGGCUCUCCCCUGACAGCCUCCAUGGGGAAUUUCUCAGCCCAAAGUCCAAGCUCUACAGCAGAGCUAAUUACUGAUGGCCCAGCUGGAGACAACAGACACUUAAUGGAUCUGGAAAUCUCCUCAGGAUGGUUGUUCAGCUGAGCCUCAGACUGAGCUUCCACUGUGCCAUACAACCUGCCUUAUCUUUAUUACAGAGUCCUAGACAUGAGGGUGUAACGUGGGCUGAUGCCAAGACCCAGGCACAGGACAGUUAUCAGAAAACAUCUAAGUGGUUUGGGAAGUGGGUUUAUUCCAACUCACACCAGGCACUUCAUGAUGAACAGCCUAUUUAUGAUGGGGCCAAUUUAGCAGCUUUCUGCUGCUGCUAAGAAAGACAUUUCUACAACUCCCUCACCUUUCCUGUCUUCAUCCUGGCUCUGGCACUUGUCCAAUCCCUUACUGGGCCAUCAUAGAUCCCUAAACUGGCAUAAAAUGAUCAGCCAUGGCAAGUGAAGAGUUUCUGAAUCAGUGUGGCUAAAACGACACAAGUCCAUGGCAGUGGGAGGGCGAUGCAGCCUGGGGCUGGGCAGCAGGACUGCCACGCUCCAUCAGAGAGCUGAGAAAGGUUCAGCCCUCUUCUUCACUUGUCAUUGUGGAAACAGAUAUAAAACUGAUAACAGAGUCUGGAAGGAGAAGCAGGUUAGACUUUGUUACCAGUUUGGUUAACUGUGCCAUUAAGUUGUUGUAUGGGAGUCUCUGUGGAAAGCUGGGGACACCCCAGAGACUGUGGCUGUUCUAGAACAGCUGUUUGAUUACUACAAUUGAUGAUUUAUUUCAUGUAGCAUCCAUUAGGAGUAGGAACAAGCUGAGGUACCUGCAAGGCUACACCCAUUGAGGGAAGCAUGAUACAUGUGUGAAAUCUGAAAGGGAGUGCAGGUACAGGAGAGGAGGCUGCUUUGUGUGCUGUGAAACAGGCAGGGAACCACACAUGGGUUAGGGAGAAGUGGGUCACUGGAGAUGCUUUUGUGUUGGUUUGGAAGCAGGAAAGGAAGGUUAGGAUGAAACAAAAAAAGGGAGAAACAAAGUUAUAGAGACUGAGGGGGCAGUUAUGGCAAAUCUACAACAUAAAAUUAAGGUUGCUGUCAUCUGAAGCUGAUCUGUGCUGCAAAUAGAAGGAAAGAAAAGAGAAAGAAUAUGAAGGGAUGACAAGGUAGGGUGGCCUCUGGCCAAGCCACUGACUCUUCUCACUAGCUGUAUUUCACACA